Messenger RNA from Protopolystoma xenopodis, 963 nucleotides. The record is from the annotation of a GenBank genome assembly. NCBI's taxonomy places the organism in Eukaryota, Metazoa, Platyhelminthes, Monogenea, Polystomatidea, Polystomatidae.
AUUGAUGCUGAUGUUUUAGCUAACCAGAAUAACGGCUCCAAAUCCUCCACAUUCGGUUUUACUUUAUGUUCAGAUAGCUUUAGCUCUCUUUCUGGCGAUCAAACUGAGCUUUGCCGUGUUAAGCAAUUCGUACCGGCCGAGUCUUUAAAAUCUAUUGUUGCUUCAGACAUUCAGUCCACUGACCCCUCCAUACUCUCCUCUUUUUCCUUUCCUUUAAUCUCGUCUAAUACUCAGAAUUCAUCCUCUCUCCCUCAUUUAGAAGCAAAUGCCCUUUCAAAUUCCUCGUUGUCAGCCUCGAAUCUGAAGAGGCCAAAUGAUUCACAUGUACUUGGAACCAUUCCUAUCGAUUCUCAUAUAUCAACUGCAUCCGUCGUAACCACUACUACUGCUACAAAGGAUAAUAAAGAUAAUGGCAAUGGUAAUAUUAUAAUCGAUAGAAGUCAAAGAUCUACUGUCCUCUUCUCGCCAAACACUUGUGCCAUUACUACCACUUGUAAUACUUCUAAAAUGGUUACAAUUAGUAGCCCUAACAUUGGCUCGCGUUCUAGUAUUCAUAUACGCGACCGAAUUUGUGAUCGAAAUUUCCCUUUUAGCUCCAGUAAUGUUAAUCUUAGUUGUAGCGAUGUUCGCCGUCCUUUUAAUUCUGGUUAUCAUGGUGAUAUUUCCCUGUCAUCUUUCGACAUAACCCAUCAUCCUUAUUAUCCGUUUUACCAGUACGGGCGAUGGCCUGAUUACCAAACUUUGACCAAUCUAACCUUUCCGCAGUCUUUCCAGAAUGUAUCUGGGACUUUUACCCAAAGUCCAGCUUUUCAUCAGUCUUUUCCAUGUGGUGUUCCCUUUCCACCCUCUAACAUUUAUUACCAAGGCAGUUACCAACCCUGCACGCAUUCAUAUACCGAGUCAUACAAUUUCACAGAUGAGCCCUACUCCAGAACUCGAGAUGCCUCUAGCUUUAGGCACUGA